This is a messenger RNA of Schistosoma intercalatum, 2000 nucleotides long. NCBI's taxonomy places the organism in Eukaryota, Metazoa, Platyhelminthes, Trematoda, Strigeidida, Schistosomatidae. The record is from the annotation of a GenBank genome assembly.
CUUAUUUUUAUUAGAAAUAUCACGUGUGGUAAAGUGAUGUAAACGCAACACUGACAUAAUUUGCUGAAAUUUAUACUGGAUUUAUCUAACAAGUGUGUUAUGGAAAUAUGAAAUUUAAUAACAAUUCAAAAAGACAACCAUACCGUAAUAUACCAUAUUCACAUACGAAUUGAACAACUUAUCUGACCACAUUUGUAAAUUCUAUCACAUUAUAAUGAAUAUUACUGAACAUACUGAAGAUGUAUUAAAUCCUUUUAUUUUAAAUUUAUUUAUAAUCAAUAAAAGUUCAACAUGUACUCAAAUGGAAUCAUUACCGGUUUCCGGUUUGUUCAGUUUUUAUCGUGCUAUAGGUUUAUUAUUAGGUCCAUUAAAUACUAUAUUAAAUGGUUUAUGCGUUCAUAUAUUUAAUCAUCAUUUAUGGAAAAAAUCAAUAAUGAGUAGAAUAUUAAAAGGAUUAUCUAUUAUUGAACUUGGUAUGGGAUUAAGUUUAUUUAUUCAUGCAUUAAUAUUUUCACAAAAUUCCACAUCAUCUCAUUCUAAUCAAAAUUUAUUCAAUAUAAAUAAUACAAUUAAUAGUAUAUAUCCUAAUUAUAAUAUACAUAUAAAUCAUUUAAAUCAAUUUCAACAAGAUUCUAUUCAUACAAAUGCUUAUAUUAAAACAAUAUGCUCAUUUUUUAUUACAACUAUAUCUAGUAGAUUUUUAGUAGCAUUUCAAAUAUCACGUAAUUGGUCUGUUGUAUUAUUGGCAGCAUAUCGUUAUGAUCAAAUAUGUCGACCUAUUGGUACAUCUAGUGCAUUUCCACGUGAACGUAUACGUUAUAUAUUAAUUAUUAUAUUUUUUUUAGCUUGUUUAAUUGUUAUACCAAGAAUAUUUGAAAGUGGUAUAGUUGUAUGUUAUAUAUCAGGAAAUGUAUCUAAAGAUUAUCCUUUAUUAAUUAAUUAUAAAUUAUAUCAAAUUUUAUAUUUAGGUUUAGUUAUGUUUAUUGUACAAUCUGGUGGUCCAGUUAUAUGUGUAUGUGUAUUAAGUGCAUUUGUAAUAAGAAUUAUAGCAAAACGUCGAAAAUUUCAUCGAGAAAAAGAGCAACGUUCAGCUAGAAAUUUAUUAAGACGUCAAACAAUGGAAAUAGAAAAUAAUCAAUCAAAUUUAAAAAACAAUAUCAUUAUUGAUAAUAAUAAUACUAAUCUUUUACAACGUAAUUCAAAUGGUUUGACAAAAGAAUUAACUGAAAGACCAGCUCCAUCAGGUGAUAAAUUAAUGUUUGCUGUUUGUAUAACAUUUUUUAUUUUAGAAACUCCAGCAUUUUUCAGUAAAAUAUUAAAUCCUUAUUUGGAACAAGAUUAUCCAUUAAUUGAUUUAACAUUAUCAGUUAUUGCAAAUUUAUUAAUUUAUUUAGAUUCUACAUUGAAUGCAUUCAUUUAUAUGGCAUCUAAUCCUUUAUUUCGUAAAAUUGCUCGAAAUGAAUGUAUACAAUAUCGUAAUCGUUUAAUUUGUUGUCAAACAUCAAAAUCUACUCAUCAGUUAACUAGAAUAAAUCGUAUUUUAGACACUGAACAAAAUGCUAUCUCAAUAAACUCAUAAAAAUACAUCAUACAACAAUAUAUUAAUAUGAUGAUUUGAGUCAUAAUGGUAAUUGUAUAUGGAUACAUAUUGUACAAAUUUUGUUCUUGUAAUUCUUUAUGUCUUUUGUAUUUUCAAUUAUUUAUGACUUCAGAGGUUUCUAUUACUAUGUGAAAAAUGCUUUAUGUUAUAAAGAUGAAUAUUAUUAUUAUUAUUUCUUUCAUUUAAACAUGAAAGUAAAUCUAUUAUCUAUAUGGGUUAUUAUUUCAACUUUUAUGUAUAUCAUAAAGAAGAAUUGUCAUUUAAGCUAUAUUUUUAACGGUUUAAAUUGUGAUCUACUAAUUGAAUCCUAAAACGAAUGAGUUUUAUAACUAACAAAUAACUUAGUAUAUCUUUCUAUUGAGUUAACAUUAGAAACACUAAAGAAUGUCUUUUAUUUCCA